Molecule: messenger RNA, 954 nt
Organism: Carassius carassius (crucian carp)
Lineage: Eukaryota; Metazoa; Chordata; Actinopteri; Cypriniformes; Cyprinidae
Product: endoplasmic reticulum resident protein 27
Exons: 7
Coding region: 147-917 (256 amino acids)
Biological process (GO): protein folding; response to endoplasmic reticulum stress
Cellular component (GO): endoplasmic reticulum
Source: RefSeq, a predicted model, not a curated record
CUCUCAGUGUUUGUCCGGAGCGUGAGCCGCACACCUGUCCGGUUCACACACGUCCACCAAUCAGCGGAGGACCCUCCACGUACAAGAACACAGCCCCGGGCUUCUGCUUCUCUUCUCACCGUCUGUCCAGGUUCAGUAGAGUCAGCAUGAUCUUUCUCACUCUGUUUUCUUUAAUGACUGUGUGUGUGACCGCAGGAGAUGAAGAGAGUGGCUCCGUCCUCAGACUGAAGGAUGUUCCUGCGGCCGAAGCCUUCAUCGACUCGGUAGAAGUGGCUGCAAUCGGCUUCUUUGAGACUGAAGCUGCUCGCGGAUUUAAAGAGUUUCUGGCUGCUGCUAAACAGAUGGAGACACUUCCUGUUGCUCUGUGCACUGAAAAGGAAGUUUGGGUCAAAUAUGGCAUAGCAUCUGACACCAUCUCCAUCUUCAGGAAGGCUGAUCUUCAUCAGGAACACCUGAAGCUCUCGGAGGCAAAGAAACUUGAUGCUGAUGGACUCGCACGCUUCAUGACCAUGAAUAACAUUCAUUACGUCACAGAAUAUAAUCAAGCGACUGCAGUGGGUCUGUUCCAGUCCUCGGUGAAGACACACCUGCUGCUGAUGGCUGAUGGAGGUCGUGAUCAUUCGGAGCCGCUGCAGCAGCGCUUCAGAGAUCUCGCACCAAAAUACACUGGCAAGAUGUUGUUUGUGCUGGUAAACGGAAGAGAGAAGUCGAACGCCCGUGUGCUGGAAUACUUCGGCCUGAAGUCUCGUGAUCUGCCGCGGAUCGGCGUAUACGAUGGUGUCUUGGACAAGAAGUGGCUCAUGGCUCCGGGUGAGAUCACUACUGAGCACAUGCAGAGCUUCUGUGACUCCUUCCUGGAUGGAGACCUGCAGAAGCAGAAAGAGACCCAAACACCCGAAGACAAGACUGAACUAUAACACCAUCCUACUCCUCAUUAAACAGAUUCAAAUACAA